Messenger RNA from Entelurus aequoreus (snake pipefish), 5431 nucleotides. It is a transcript of the gene atxn1a, whose product is annotated as ataxin 1a. The record is from RefSeq and is a predicted model, not a curated record. Bases 1041 to 3257 code for a protein of 738 amino acids. Gene Ontology annotation, molecular function: RNA binding; protein binding. The transcript is spliced from 7 exons. Gene Ontology annotation, biological process: nervous system development; negative regulation of transcription by RNA polymerase II. NCBI's taxonomy places the organism in Eukaryota, Metazoa, Chordata, Actinopteri, Syngnathiformes, Syngnathidae. Gene Ontology annotation, cellular component: nucleus.
UGAAGGCGCAAAUAAAUGCAGUUUACCAGAUACAUACUCAAAAACACCCACAAAACAACAGUUUGACAUAUUUACUUCCAUGAGCAACAUGUGGUUGAGCCUACUUACCUUGCUCCAGGAGGCCGGGCGGUAACCUUCCCCCUCGCCGCAAGACAGCGCUCAGACACCGGCUUCACCAAGAGCAACCCCCCGGGACUGGAGGAUAAAUCCACCUCAAAAUCAGGUGGGGGCCGAACACCGGCCGCCGCAGACACUCGCAGGCGGGGAGGGAGCGACGCUUUCCGCCGCCAGCCCCGGAGCAGAGCAAGGGGGACGCCGAGCAGAGCCGAGCCGAGGCGAGGAGAAGCAGGAGAGGAGGCACACGGAGCCCACGCACAGGAAUGUUGAGAGCUCCUGUAGGUGGACAGACGUGGACACGCGGCGCACAACCUCAGGAAAUUCCCCUCUGUCGGUGACACCAUCAACAUCUGGCGGCGAGGACUGCGGCGCCGUUCGAGUGUCAUCUCUGGACCGAAUAACAGGCUCUGCCGCCUCUGCCCCUUUAGUUCUACCUCCUCUGCUCAGGGAGUGCCGAGUGCCUGAGUCAAUACACUGCAUUCUGGGAUCGUCUGGAACCCUCUCGAUGGGCCGCACCAACUGCUGACCAACCAGGGGGGUAUUGAAGGAGCUUUGUAUUGAAUGAGGAUCGUGCAGCGUGAGGGGACGCUCGCAGGGCGAUGAUUCCGCAUGAAGCGCGGCGCACUCGGCCCCCCGUCGUCCUCGGCGGAUGCAGCAGGUGUGACGCCGUGACGUUCUCGCCUUGCGCCCUCAGCUCGCCCUCCUCCGGUCGUUAGAAUCACCCGGACCGAACAGGCCGUCCCGCCUCCCCUCAGGCCCCUCCUCCUUACCUUUUCCAUCUUGAAUCCCGACUCACUUCCUCAGCGGGACUCGGAUGUUUCCGUAGGGCGACGCCAAGUACGAGGAAACGAGCACAUGUAGAAGGAGAGAGGAAAGUGUGAAGAAGGCAACAAAAGGAUCAAGUAAGUACACGAGAGGUCAAGAUGAAGUCCAACCAGGAACGCAGUAAUGAAUGUCUUCCCCCGAAGAAGAGGGAGCUCCCGUCUGAAAACCGCUCCCCGACUAUACCCUCUGCUCCAGACCCCCAGCGCCAUGAUAACGUGGCAUGGCUUGUGGGCGGCGGCGGUGGCAAUGGAAGCACCAUGAGCGCUCCUCGCAGCUCUGCACAAUCAGGUGCUCCCCAGUAUAAAUCCCUCUUCUCCGCGUCGGACUCCUCCUCCAUGACGCUGGUGUCCUCCCUCCCCACGGUCUACACGUCCCCACACGUCGGAGGGACGGUCCACUACGCUCAACUGCCUCCCAACCUUCAGUUCAUCACCUCGCCUUACACUGCGCCCUACGCCAGCUACAUCGCUCCCCAGCUGCUUCCACCUCCGCCGCUGCCUCCUCCCUUCUCCUCCAGAACCUCAUCGCACGCAGAGACCGUCUGCGCUCCCUCCCACGCCUCCAAAUUCGAGCAACAGCGGGCAUCCAUCCGGCACACCUCCUCCAUGCCUCCGCCGCCCACAGACGCCACCCCGCUCCGCGCCUCUCCUCGGACCCUGCGCUCGCCUCACUCACUGCACGGCCAUCACACGCCAGCGUCACAGUACACGGACGGAGGAACCCCCAGGAAAGAGGAAGGGGGGUCCAGAGAGCUUCACAACGGAGGGUUGGAUCGGACCCUGAGGUUUGAGUCUGGACACUCUAAGCCAAUCAAAUCCCGCGACGCCUACGAGUCCUGCCAGCUGGUUCUCCCGUCAGAGUAUGCUCACGACCACAUGGCGCUGAGAACCUCCGUAAUGCUCAUGCCCAACAGCCAUGGGGACCACCAGCUGGUACCAGCCAGGAACAGCCCUGAGAAGACCUCCGCCCACAUGGAGAAAGGCAACAUUCUCCUGGGGAAGCCAAUCAAUCGCACCCCUUCUUUCACCUUUCCACCCCCCUUAAGUGUUGACAAUCUAAAAGCUGCAGUUGGCCCACUAUCGCCACAGACUGUUAUACAGACCACCCACAGCUCCACAUUGGAGUCCGUGGGGCUGCCUUCCCCCGGCGUCUACCCCCAGUCCCCAGUGAUUGGUUACAUAGCGGGGUCCAGGGGCAGCCAGCACACGCCAAUGGGCUACCACACCAGCCUACAACAGCACGUUCUCAUCACUGGCACCCAGCCAGUCAUCAUCCCAGUCAAUGAAAGCAGAGCUCCCACGCUAGAGCCCACUGUGUCCCAGGAUAUUACGUCAUCCACCCAGGCCCCCUUUCCUGCAGCUCCCCCUUACACCUACAUCGCCGCCCCGAGAGGAGAAACCCAAGACAAUCCCGGCGUCUCGUAUCACCAGGUCGCCUCGGGCGGGGUGGUCCAAGCCCAGCUGCACCUCCCCGUCGUCCCAUCAACGAUGGCGCCUCCGCCGCAGUCGAGCGCGGUAGCUCCCCCGUCGCUGCCGCCGUACUUCGUCAAGGGCUCCAUCAUCCAGCUGGCGGACGGCGAGCUCAAGCGCGUGGAGGAGCUGAAGACGGAAGACUUCAUCCAGAGUGCAGAGAUCAGCAGAGAGCUGAAGAUCGACUCGUCUACGGUGGAGCGCAUCGAAGGGAGCCACGUCUCGCCUAACUUUGCGGUGGUUCAGUUCUCUGUGGGCGAGCACCGUGCACAGGUGAGCGUGGAGGUUUUGGUGGAGUACCCCUUCUUCGUCUUUGGCCAGGGGUGGUCUUCCUGCUGCCCGGACCGGACCACCCAACUUCUGGAGCUGCCUUGCACCAAGCUUUCCGUAGGCGAUGUUUGUAUUUCGCUCACCCUCAAGAACCUGAGGAACGGGUCUCUGCCCAGAACUCAGCCUUCAGAGCUGGCCCCCAGUCGCGGGCACCCCAGGGCCCCUAAGCCUCUCUCCAAUGUUCCCCAGAGGUGCAGUGGAGGAGGAUCCUGGCACGGUGAGCGGGAGAAUGGCGUUGGCCAGCUGGGUGGCAGCGGCGGGAAGGAGUGUAACAGCACUGUGGAAAACGGGGAUCUGGCGUUUGGGCAAAGAGGUUCCAGGUUGGUUUUGAAAGACGAGCUCGCGGAACCCGGGAAGCCUGGGAUGUCAUCUGGGGGCAGGAAGCGAAGGUGGUCGGCCCCCGAGGGUCGGAAAGUUGAAAAAUCCGAGGAGCCGCCCUUGACCUUGGCCAAACCUUCUUUUAUCCCCCACGAGGUGAAGGUCACCAUCGAGGGAAGGUCAAAUAUCGGCAAGUGAAUGUGACCAGGAAAAGGUGAAAGCUCACUUUAGUGUUUCAUGAUUUGUUUUCACCUUAGACUAGACGACAACACUCGACACGCUCUCACCUUCGACCUAGUUUUGAUGGAUGAAAACAACCUGUGCUUUUGGCGAAGGCUUUUCACAAGACUUCGCGGAAGGACGGGCGAGGAGCGCUAGCUCAGCGAGGCCGUUAGCUGACGGUGUUCUGCAGCACGUGUGAGAGGGAACAACGCUUCUUCUUCGUUAGCUUAGCAUUUCAGCAUUCUGCUCCAUAUCAAACGCCCAUUUUGAAAUGAUUGUCAGAGAAAUAUGAAUCAGGGGUCAUAAAGUGGAACUGUGACAGGUCAUUUUCUAUCCAAACAUGACUUUGUACAAACACACUGGGUUGGCCGACGUUCCUCCUCGUAUUUGGUGAGAAAUAUGUUCCGUUCUAUUUUUGUAACUCGAGAGCGUCGUGGUUGUUUUUAACGCAGUACUGUAUGUUUGUUGGCGUUUUUAAGACAUGGGGGGAGGGGGAGGGGGGGUGACUAACAAGUAGCAGCAGCAGCACUUUGGCAGAGCGAAGGCGGGGUCAAGUUGUUUUUGUAAUUAACUUUUUUUUUCCGGUGCCGUAGAUGUGCCUCAAAAGAAAUUGGACGAAGAGCUCGCGCCGCACGAGUUUUGAAGGGUGUCUUUGUCUUUUCGUGUGCUAGAUUGUGCGAGACGCUGGCUUAUGUUUGUCCACACACACACACACACACACACACACACACACACACACACACACACACACACACACACACAUAUAGAACACACAACAAUCCAGGCCAUCCCUGUAAUUUGAUUGUUGUACUGUAUCGGUGGCGAUUUGGGUGCAUAUCGUCCCCAUCGGACUGCUUUUUGGCCGUAUGCACACUCGUAGUUAACAGUACCAGUUGCACAUGUGGCGUGUUCGUGUAUGAGUUUAUGUAUACUAUGUAUAGACAAGUAAUACACUUCAUAGCUAGAGAAAUAUAUGAAUAGACAAUGUUCAUGUCCAGUGUUUCCGCUUGAAAUCUUUAAAGAGAAUCUUGCAGUUUGCACAUCAGGUGGGAGAGAGUCGUAUGGUUUUUGUUUUGUUUGUUUUUUUGGCGGGUGGACCCCCGAUCUUUUAUGAUGAGCUCGAGGCCACCCGCAAAAAAAGAAACACUGGAGCAGCCCCAAUAUUUCUGAGUUAAACACACACAGUGUGCAAUGUGCCUGCCUACUGAGCUCCAGUCGACAUUUGGCGUCCCCACGGGGGGUUCGAACUGGGGCUGUGGUGCGGGAAAAACCUGUUGCACAAAGAUGUAGCCGUUAUUUGACACACGUUACGUACGCUCUCUCAGGGCCAGGGGGUGCACUAUCUGGGGGAAACAUGGGGGCCAACGCACAGGGGAACUUUCUAGGAAGGACCCCCAUGGGGUGUCGUCCCCCAGGGAGCAACAUAAGGCAGAGGUGUCUUUUUCCACUGAGGGCCACAUUAAAAAAAAAAAUGAUGGAAAGCAAUCCAAUUUAGAUCAAAUUUGCUGUGCUAGCUGAAGAAAACAUCAACAUGUUAACUUUGGAAAUCUGUGUAAUGUCUCGUGAAUAAUUAUUUACUAUCAAAAAAACAAUCUGCAACUGGAAAUGGCCCCCGGGCCGCACUUUAGACACCCUAUACCCUUGGUAAGGGAUGACUGGGAGGGUCAGCGAAGGAUGCAAUCAAGGAGGAGUGAGAGUGUAAGAGAUUACCUUAGAGCAUACUUGCCAACCCUCCCGUUUUUACCGGGAGACUCCCGGUAUUCAGCGCCUCUCCCGAUAACCUCCCGGCAGAAAUUUUCUCCCGACAAACUCCCGGUAUUCAGCCGGAGCUGGAGGCCACGCCCCCUCCAGCUCAAUGCGGAUCUGAGUGGGGACAGCCUGUUCUCACGUCCGCUUUCCCAUAAUAUAAACAGCUUGCCUGCCCAAUGACUUCAUAACUGUAGAAUGAUCGAGGGCGAGUUCUUGGUUUCUUAUGUGGGUUUAUUGUUAGGCAGUUUCAUUAACGCCCUCCCAGCGUGGUAACAACACACAACAACAGCAGUCACGUUUAGUCUACCGUAAAGCAGUUCGUCUGCCGUAAACAGCAAUGUUGUGACACUCUUAAACAGGACAAUACUGCCAUCUACUGGAUAGCCUCCAGAACACUGAAA